Messenger RNA from Pecten maximus, 3231 nucleotides. RefSeq names its product ran GTPase-activating protein 1-like. NCBI's taxonomy places the organism in Eukaryota, Metazoa, Mollusca, Bivalvia, Pectinida, Pectinidae. Gene Ontology annotation, molecular function: small GTPase binding; GTPase activator activity. Gene Ontology annotation, cellular component: cytosol; perinuclear region of cytoplasm; nucleus. Gene Ontology annotation, biological process: signal transduction; nucleocytoplasmic transport; activation of GTPase activity. The record is from RefSeq and is a predicted model, not a curated record.
GUAGGUUCAAAAUCGCCGCCAUAAUCUAGCUAAGUUGCAUGGUGAAAAAACAACUGGCCUAUCAACAGAAGUAACGGCCUUAAAAUGGCAUCCAGCGAUAUAUCACAAGUUACAGACCAGUUAGCGAAAACCAAGGUUGAUGAAACAUUCGAAUUAAGUUUUAAAGGACGAGGAUUAAAACUUAAUACAGCAAGCGAUGCCAAAGAAAUAGCUGACGAGAUAUCAAAAUGCAAAACGAUGACAGCACUGAGAAUGGAAGGGAACACAUUGGGAGCUGAUGCAGCAGAGGUCAUUGCCAAAGCUUUAAAAAAUCACCCAGAAUUUCAGAGAGCACACUGGAGUGACAUGUUUACUGGUCGACUGAAAACAGAAAUCCCUCCUGCUUUGAAACAUUUAGGUAAGGGGAUCAUAUCAGCCGGGGCUGGACUUGUGGAGCUUGACCUCAGUGACAAUGCGUUUGGUCCGACUGGAGUGGAUGGUCUGAUUGAGCUGCUGAAAAGUCCAAGCUGUUACACGUUGAAGGAACUCAAGCUCAACAACAACGGUUUGGGCAUUGGAGGUGGAAAGAUGCUGUCACAGUGCCUGCUGGACUGUCAUAAGUCGAGCAGUGCUGCAGGCAAAUCACUGGCCCUGCGGGUGUUUAUAUCGGGACGUAACCGACUGGAGAAUGAUGGAGCUACCGCUCUGGCUGCCGCCUUUAAGGCAAUUGGAACAUUAGAGGAGAUUUCUAUGCCACAGAAUGGGAUCAACCCUCCUGGAAUACAUGCCCUGGCGGACGCCAUAGCUCACAACAAGGGGCUGAAAAGACUAAAUCUCAAUGACAAUACAUUAACAGUGGCAGGUGCCAAAAGUAUAGCAAAGGUUCUACCUCAUAUACAGAAAUUAGAAGUAUUAAAUUUCGGGGACUGUUUGGUGCGGACAGACGGAGCCAAGGUGUUAGCAAGUGCUAUCUCUAGCAGUCAUACUAGUCUCAAGGAAGUUAAUUUCUCUGGAAAUGAAAUAAACAAGGUGGGGGCCACAGCAAUAGCCGAUGCCAUGGAAAACAAGGUCAAUUUGGAGAUUUUAGAUCUGGAUUCCAAUCAGCUAGGAGAAGAUGGAGUGGAAGAAGUUAAGGGAACAAUGGAGGCCAUAAAUAAGGCAGAUGCCCUCGGAUCACUAAGCGGUGAUGAAGGUACAGAUGAUGAGGAUGAAGAAGAUGGUGAUGUCCAUGGAGAGGAGGUGGAGGUCAAGGAGGAUGAAGAAGGGGAUGCAGUCGAUGACCCCGAAUUACAAGUGAAGGGCAAGGCCAUCAGUCCUGAAAAACAGUCUGUGUCUGCAAAAGACUUCCUUGCAUUCCCUUCUCCAACGAAGUUGAUGCAAAUGGGAACUGGACGAGCAGCAGCAUUGAAGCAAGAACUAGGGAGUGAAUGUUCAGACGUGGAUAAGGCUGUUCAGACAUUUAUGAAGGUUUCAUCUGUUGUUGUGCCAGUUGACACCAAGACCAAGGAAGCAGCAUGUGAUUGUACAGAUAAACUAUUUGAGGAUUUACUGCUGGAUAGUAAGGAAGGGGGAGCCUCUUUGUUUGCCAAUUCUUUGCUGGUCAAUAUGGGAGUGUUAAAGGGUGAAGACAAAAAAUUCCGACCUCCCAGUAGUAUCGUCGGCCCACUUACAAUAUUGGAGCAUGCCGUCCAACAGUCUUACUUUCCAAAACAGUCAAGAGAAAUUUUAUCAGCAUUUAUCGCUAAGCCACAUCCACUCCUGGACAAAUCUGGACCAGCUCGGCAUAAUCUUCUCCAGACACUCUUCAGGUUUUGAAAACUACUUCUUUUAUACUGGAAAAACCACCAAAGCAUCCAUCUUUAACAGCACAAACAACUGCACCAGUUAGCCAUGGUGGAUUUUAUAUAGCUGCCAUCCAGAACCACCAAAAGACAUUUAUUUUAUGAAUUGAAAGAUAUCAUUGUUGUUGUUUGUUUGGAAAUCAUUUGUGGAUAUGAUUUACAAUUUGGAAAAAAUCUUGAUACAUUUGUACUGAAGAAUUUUAAAUUAUCAAUUUGUGCUUUUUGGGUGAUGUGUACCAAUUUUGAAAUUAACUGCUCUACAACAGUUACAUGUAGUGUCACCCUAUGUAGUCAUUUUCAAUCUGAUUCAUUACCUUCAUCAAUCGGAACUUUGACAAUUAAAAAAGAAUUAUCAGAAACAUUUUAUAUUACAUGAGUUAUUUUAAUACUCUUUUCCUCAACUCUGGGGGCAAUCAGUAUGUUUAAAUUAAAACUCUUUUUCAGAUACAUUAAUAUGUAUAAUUCAAAUUGUGCUACUAACAAUAUUUUUGACAAAUGCUUCAAAUUUAUUUUAGCUUUAAGGACCUCUAAUUAAUUAGACAUAAAGAAAAACUGCAACUUUUAUUUAAAAGUAAAAUUUAACAUUUAUUAGAUGAUUUUUGUUUUUUUUUGUGUCGAGGCUUGUGGAUUUACUCAGUAUUUCACAAGAAUUUAUGUCCAGCAGAUCUUUUACUCAUGCAUAUUUAGGAGUGCUAUUUAUUUGAGGAAUAUACCGUAUUUAUCCUCAAAUAAGCUCCUCCCUUCGUGAAAAAAUUUAGUGCUACAUUUACCCUCAAGUAAGCCCCCUCCCAUAGUGUAAAUUUUAGUACCGUGUUCAUCCUGAAAUAAGCCCCCCUCCCAUGUGUGAAAAAUUUAAGUAUUAAAGUUUAGAGAGUAAUUAUUUUUAAACCACUUUACCACUUUAAAAAUGAUGAUUCUGCAAAAAUACAGAAGGGGGCAUAUUUAUGUUCAGGGGAUUAUUUGCAGAUAAUAUGGUAUGCUACAUUGUACCAAAUAUUAAGUCAUAAAUACAUGUAAUAAAGAAUUGUCACAAACAUGCAACAUGCAGUUAAAUUUUGUCUCAAAUUAAAUAUACGGUAUCAGAUUUUGUAUUUUGUCAAAUUUAAUUAUGCAUAAUGUUAGUGAUAGAAUUUUGAUUUCUUCAAAAUCACUUUUAGAUAUUUCAUCUUCAUAAUACAAGGGUUAGACCCUUUAAUACCAGGUUUAUACAUACACAUGUACCCUUUUUAUCUACACUGAAAUUUUCUCAGGAUUCGAUGAACAAACUCAUGGUUUAGCUAAACAUCAAAUAUAAAUCAUAAAUUAUUAUUCAUAACUAUUUUAUAAUGUAUCUGGUUCCGAUGGCCAGGAUCAUGUUGUGAAUUGUCUGGAUUUUAUUUUGUGUAUGUAAUAAAACAUUGCAAUAAUAUUU